AUGUGCGCCAGUCGGGAUGUAUUAGCGUCUGUGUACAUAGUGGACAAGAAUACCGAUGACGGAGAACCGAAAUGGCCACGCAAGACACGCUGGUACUCCGAUACCGCAAAGCUGCCAAAUGCGGCAAGACCAGCUCCGAAGGGCCGUGCUGGCGUAUCCUCGACAAGGGCUGAUGCGGAAUUACGGCUUUUAAUACGGUUAGUCAAGGAAUGACUGAUCUUCAUAGUUAGAUUAAUACAUAGUGGUAGUACAACUACAAGAAGUUACGAACGGUUGCAGUUACUAACUUUAGCUACGGUCGUAGUACAUUGUACUGGUACUAGUACUUAAUAGUACGUGUAUUUCCAUUUCGUGGUUCAGUAUCAUCAAUGCGCUUCCCGUCUGCUUUUCGACUCUAAUGCGACACGGAGAAGCCUCAUCGCCUUCGACUGCAUUUAUCAGGCGAGGAUCUUCCAGCACCACGACUUCUUCUAGCACCACGGCUCCGGUGUCUUCCGGUACGGACUCUGUGUGGCAGGGCCUGGUGAGCAAUAGCGUCAUUCUAGGUAUCAAGUUCAUGGCCUUUUUGUGCACCCGUUCUCAAGCAAUUUACGCAGAGAUGAUGCACAGCGUAGUAAGGCUUCCCGCAAUUCAUCUUAGGAGGCAUCUUUAGCACGUUUUCAAGGGGAAAAGAGGCCAACUAAGAUGCCUCUUAGCCAGAUGAAUUUAGGUAGGAUCUAAGCAUAGCUGAUGUCAUGAAUUACUCCUAUCGCUUGCUUAUGCUCCGCCAAUCCGAGCUGACGCAUCCAACGCAACUACACCCGUAUUUAUGAUCAUGCAUUGAAUUUAGUGAAGACGUCGGUUACUGAGUCAGGAGUGACCAACGACUAGAUUUUAGUCUAAUGCUUGUGCUAAAACAAUAAUGUCAGCUUACCGGUUUCGGUCUACUAGCACGUCAUCUCUAUGCCGAUGCGUGGUUAGAAGAUUAGUGUUAGUCUAUUAGUUGAUGUUCUCAGUCUCAGUGUCGUCCUUUCUUUGUUUCAAAGUAUCAUGAUCAUGCAAGGAAGCACAAGCAGUUUUUAUGGUAACUCGACGCUGCGCGAGCAGCACGACCCAUAAUGAUAAUUACAAUUCUUACUGCUCCUCUCAUUCGAUGUGGCAUCAAUAUUCGUUGCUCAUCUCCUAGAACUAGUCCACCUCUAGUGCAUCUUUCUAAUCGAUGGCUACGCACCUCUGCGAUACAUCACUGCUGACCGCAGCUUCGUCAUCUUAGGAAUCAUUGGUGGCGUGUUUCCCC
Molecule: messenger RNA, 1276 nt
Organism: Amoebophrya sp. A25
Lineage: Eukaryota; Dinophyceae; Syndiniales; Amoebophryaceae
Source: the annotation of a GenBank genome assembly